GCAUUGUGAAAUCUGCACUCUGCCCCUUUAAGAGGCUUGUCUCUGCAAAACAGAAAAGGGAAACAAGGAAGUACACCGUGAGCGUGCAGAAAUGACAGUGGGUAUGUCUGUGUAUAAAGUCACAGACAAGAGCAGGUGGGGGUGCUAUAUACACAGACUAGAUAAGUAAGCAGGUCAGUAUACUUCUCCCUGGAACGGUCCAACAGUAGCACUGAAUCUUCAGUCAGUCAUAUGUAACCAGUGAUGGGAAGUUUGUGACUCUUUGGCUGUUGUCGAACUGCUAUAGCAAGCAUCAGCCAACAGCUAAGAUCUAUAUAAGAAGACCAGUGAGAGUAAAUCAACAUCUGCAAUACCACAGGGUCUUGAGCUACUACAUCACUGGAAAAUGCAGAGCACCCCUAAUUACUUAUGGGAGUUGGAUGAUUUAUUGGGACAAGGAGCCACCGCCAGUGUGUACAAGGCACGGAAUAAGAAAUCUGGAGAAGAAGUGGCUGUAAAGGUGUUCAAUAACCUCAGCUACUUGCGGCCUCUAGAUGUGCAGAUGAGAGAAUUUGAGAUGCUGAGAAAGCUCAAACAUGUCAAUAUAGUCAAGCUCUUCACUGUGGAGGAGACUGGCAACAGUAAACAGAAGGUUCUUGUUAUGGAGUACUGUUCCAGUGGCAGUUUGCUUUCUGUACUUGAGGAUCCAGAAAACGCCUAUGGCCUAUGUGAAACAGAGUUCCUCAUUGUGUUGCAGUGUGUUGUUGCAGGAAUGAACCAUUUGCGCCAGAACGGUAUUGUGCAUAGAGAUAUCAAACCUGGGAACAUCAUGCGUCUGAUUGGAGAGGAUGGGCGUAGUAUCUACAAACUGACAGACUUCGGUGCUGCUCGAGAGCUUGAUGAUGACGAGAAGUUCAUAUCUAUUUAUGGAACAGAAGAAUACUUGCAUCCAGAUAUCUACGAGAGAGCGGUCCUAAAGAAACCCCAACAGAAGGCUUAUGGGGUCACCGUUGAUUUGUGGAGUAUUGGAGUAACUUUUUACCAUGCAGCCUGUGGCAGCCUCCCAUUCAUCCCAUAUGGAGGUCCUCGCCGGAACAAAGAGAUAAUGCACAAGAUAAUAACAGAAAAACCAUCAACCGCUAUUGCAGGUGUGCAGAGGAAGGAGAAGGGACCAAUUGAAUGGAUUUAUGAACUGCCCAUAAGCUGUCGCCUAUCUGUAGGGUUAAAGAUCCACCUGGAAAAUAUACUUCCCAAUAUUCUUGAAGCUGAUCAAGAAAAGUGCUGGGGUUUUGACAAAUUCUUUGAAGAAUCCAACAAUAUAUUGGAGCGGCUUGUUGUUCAUGUGUUCUCACUGCCUCAUACCACUAUGCACUUGGUCUAUGUACAUGCUUGUAGCAGUGUUGUUAACUUCAUGGAAGCAGUAUUCAGACAAACUGGGGUUGCAAUUGAAAACCAGAAGUAUUUCUAUGAAGGCCACCAUUAUCCCAUGAUGCCCUCACUGCAAGUGAAGCACAUCAAUAGGACUACACAGCAGCACCCAUUCAUGCUUGUGAGCAGCACGAGUGAGAGUAUAGUGGAUGCCAGUUACAAAGACCCUACCAAUGAAUUUCCUAGGUUCCUGCCUUCAGUUGAUGUAGUUGCUGACUGCUCCAUUGCAAAGAAUGUUUUAAGUGCUGUAUAUCAAACGUUACGUGUGUCUCAGACUUUAUUCAUGUGCCAAGAAUUUAUACUCCGAGGAACUUACUGGCUCAUUGAGAAUACAACAACAGAAUGCCACCGGAUCCUUGAAAAGAAAUCAGCCAUGGCUUCUCUGCUUAACUGUACGAUCAGCACAGAUAAUAGGAUCACAAAACUGUAUAAUUCAGUCAACAGUAGGAAUCCAGAUUUUCCAGAGUUCCCAGAUCUAGUGGAGUGCCGCAGGCAGCUUCAGUCUUUUGGCCAUACCUUGUCCAGUUGUUCUCACAUUGUGGAAAAACAGAAAAUGUUGGGAUUUAUGUUGUUGGAAGUAAGCCAAAACCAGGACCAGAUUCAGUUAGAUACAAGCAUUAACCGGAUGGAAUUUUGUCUGCAAAAAAUGCAACUGAUAUUCAGUCAAUUCAAGAAAAGAAAGCAGCAGUCACGGCUUGGUUACAACGAGGAGCAAAUUCACAAACUAGAUAAAGUUAAUCUGGGAAAUCUGGCAAAGAAAGUUCUGUCAAUCUUUCAGGAUGGGGUUGUGCAGAAAUACCAGGCAGCACUAGACAAACACACCACCAGGAUGAGCACCUUUGCUGACAUCCAGAAGCAUGUGGACCUGGUGAAUGAAUACAUUGGUGGAAGUCUCCUGGAUCUACAAAAAUAUCAGGACUCUGUCAGCAAUACUGUAGACAAUCUGGCCCUGAGGAUUCAACAAAUGCCAGUGCAACCAAAUCACAGCCCUCUUUCUUCAUGCCGUAAUCAGGACAAGGAAGACCUGACAUUAAGGAUGCUGAAGCUAAGAGAUCAGAUGAAAACAGUAUCUUGUGAGCUAGAACAAAACAAUAGUGUUAUAGAGAGGUUGGGUGUCACAUCAUCCCCUGGUGUGUGAGAGACCAUUUUAAAGAGCUGCUUCCACAAAUUGCAACCUUAUGUGACUAAUUUAUCCAUUCAUACAUUUGAAUGGGGAGACAGCAGAAAAUGCCAAAAUGCAUAAUUCUUAUUGCGCCUCAAAGCAAAUGGAAAAGGUUCCUCUGUCUGUUAUAUUUUCUGGUGAUGGAAAUGAAAGAAUUCACUAAAGGAGGAGGACAUGAUUACUUUCUUGGAAGUUGGUGUUUAAUCUCAGUAUUCCAUUGAGCAGUCUGAUUAAACAGGCAGGUUUAAUGCUAACCAUUGAAACUUUUUGGAACUUGCAGCUCUCUGGCUUGUCCAAAAGACCAGUUGUUGGUUUAAUAAUUACCUAAUCAGUUUCAGUAAUCUUGAAUACAUUGAAGAAGGUCAGAUAGUAAUAAAUCAGCCUAAAGAUAAUUUAAGAUACUGUCAAAGUUUCUACAAAUAAUCUGAAGGGAAACAGGACUGUUUAAAUGCUAUAGGACAUGAAAGCAAAUCCAGAUUGGACUUUAGGAAAAUGCAUGUUUGUACCUCUGUUUUGGAUAGUUACUAUAAAUAUCAUCUCACUGUACAGUUUGGGCAAAUCCCAAAAAUUCUGCAAAGACAACUUGCUUACCAAUAUGUUGCAAAUUUGUAUCCACUGGAAAUAUUAAGUCAAUAGCACUUUUCUUCCUGAAGUCUCAGAUGAAUACAUAAUACUGUGUUUGAUAUUUUCCAGUCAUUAAAGGAAAUCUGUUUUGGGGUA
Molecule: messenger RNA, 3289 nt
Organism: Xenopus laevis (African clawed frog)
Lineage: Eukaryota; Metazoa; Chordata; Amphibia; Anura; Pipidae
Gene: ikbke.L
Product: inhibitor of nuclear factor kappa B kinase subunit epsilon L homeolog
Exons: 22
Coding region: 386-2545 (719 amino acids)
Biological process (GO): defense response; positive regulation of macroautophagy; activation of innate immune response
Cellular component (GO): cytoplasm
Molecular function (GO): protein serine/threonine kinase activity; protein serine kinase activity; ATP binding
Source: RefSeq, a predicted model, not a curated record